CGAAGGGGCGGUAGCGACAGCGGGGGCUACUCCCCCCUCCCACCCUCCCGCGUGUGCCCAGCUCCUGUCGCCGCGGCCGGGUCCGCCCUCUUCCUCCCUUCCGCCCCCGAGUGCGGCGGCACCGCCUUCUUCUGCGCCGCGCGGCUUCUUCUAGACCUCUUGGCGCGGGUGAUACCUAUUCCCAGAGGCAGCUGGUGGCUGACCCUGUAACCCUAAAGAGGAAAUCGCUGACUGAGCUCAACCUCGGUGGCCACCAUGUCCUUGAAGAUCCAGACAAGCAACGUAACCAACAAGAAUGACCCCAAGUCCAUCAACUCUCGAGUCUUCAUUGGAAACCUCAACACAGCUGUGGUGAAGAAGUCAGAUGUGGAGACCAUCUUCUCCAAGUAUGGCCGUGUGGCCGGCUGUUCUGUGCACAAGGGCUAUGCCUUUGUUCAGUAUGCCAAUGAGCGCCAUGCCCGGGCGGCUGUGCUGGGAGAGAAUGGGCGGGUGCUGGCCGGGCAGACCCUGGACAUCAACAUGGCUGGCGAGCCCAAGCCUAACAGACCCAAGGGAUUAAAGAGAGCAGCAUCUGCCAUUUACAGUGGCUACAGCUUUGACUAUGAUUACUACCGGGACGACUUCUAUGACAGGCUUUUUGACUAUCGGGGCCGCCUGUCACCAGUGCCUGUGCCCAGGGCUGUCCCCGUGAAGCGACCCAGGGUCACAGUCCCUUUGGUCCGUCGUGUCAAAACCACCAUUCCUGUCAAGCUCUUUCCCCGUUCCACAGCCAUCAACACCAGCUCAGUCAAGAUCAAGUUAAAGAGCAGUGAGCUGCAGACUAUCAAGACAGAGCUGACGCAGAUCAAGUCCAACAUCGAUGCCCUGCUGGGCCGCUUGGAACAGAUUGCCGAGGAGCAGAAGGCCAACCCAGAUGGCAAGAAGAAGGGCGACAGUGGCAGUGGUGGUGGCAGUGGCGGUGGCAGUGGCAAUGGGAGUGGCAGCGGUGGCGGCAGCGGCAGUGGCAGUGGUGGCGGCAGCGGCACUGGUGGCGGCAGUGGCAGUGGUGGCAAUAGCCGGCCACCGCCCCCUCAAGAGGACACAGCUUCUGAGGCAGGAACACCGCAGGGAGAAGUACAAGCUCGAGAUGACGGCGAUGAGGAGGGGCUGCUGACACACAGCGAGGAAGAGCUGGAUCACAGCCAAGACACAGACGCGGAGGAUGGGGCCUUGCAGUGAGCAGCCUGACAGGAGUGAUGGCCACUGGCAGAAGAAGAGCGUGCACUGUACCAGGCCUCAAGCUGGGCACCCACCCCUGGAUGCCACCCCAGCGGGUCCCAGAGGAGAGUUGACAGCAGGCACCUGACCCCAUGCAUCCCAGCCAGUGCUACAUCCUCUGCAGGUGGAGUUACUGGCCUCCCCUCCCCACAUACCUUCCCUGUUGUCACUGCCCAGACCAGAGGGCAGAGCACAGAGUUUUCCCACGCUCUGCCUCCUGUCCCCAAGACACUCCUAGGCUUGGGGUUUUUCUAUAGGUUUGGUGAGGGGUGGGGGGCACAGGAGGGGACCCUGACAAUAAAGAGAUUGGAUCCCUA
This is a messenger RNA of Phyllostomus hastatus (greater spear-nosed bat), 1574 nucleotides long. RefSeq names its product RALY heterogeneous nuclear ribonucleoprotein (gene RALY). Gene Ontology annotation, molecular function: RNA binding. Gene Ontology annotation, cellular component: nucleus. The record is from RefSeq and is a predicted model, not a curated record. The transcript has 10 exons. Bases 256 to 1218 code for a protein of 320 amino acids. NCBI's taxonomy places the organism in Eukaryota, Metazoa, Chordata, Mammalia, Chiroptera, Phyllostomidae.